This is a messenger RNA of Equus quagga, 7410 nucleotides long. It is a transcript of the gene MIB1, whose product is annotated as MIB E3 ubiquitin protein ligase 1. The transcript has 21 exons. Gene Ontology annotation, cellular component: cytoplasm. Gene Ontology annotation, molecular function: ubiquitin-protein transferase activity; protein binding; zinc ion binding. Gene Ontology annotation, biological process: protein ubiquitination. Lineage: Eukaryota; Metazoa; Chordata; Mammalia; Perissodactyla; Equidae. Bases 133 to 3153 code for a protein of 1006 amino acids. The record is from RefSeq and is a predicted model, not a curated record.
UAUUCCCACGUACCCCGGGGCUCGCUGCCGCCCCCGCCGGCGCCGAGAGUCCGGCCCGGGCCCAACUCCCUCACGGGCCCCCCAGCGGCGGCGGCGGCGGCGGCGGCGGCGGCGCCCUCCGCUCGGGCCCCAAUGAGUAAUUCCCGGAAUAACCGGGUGAUGGUGGAAGGGGUCGGGGCCCGGGUAGUGCGCGGCCCGGACUGGAAGUGGGGGAAGCAGGACGGCGGCGAGGGCCAUGUGGGCACGGUGCGGAGCUUCGAGAGCCCCGAGGAGGUGGUGGUGGUGUGGGACAACGGCACCGCCGCCAACUACCGCUGCUCCGGGGCCUACGACCUGCGCAUCCUGGACAGCGCGCCCACCGGCAUCAAGCAUGAUGGAACCAUGUGUGAUACCUGCCGCCAGCAACCAAUCAUUGGCAUUCGAUGGAAAUGUGCAGAGUGUACAAAUUAUGAUUUGUGUACAGUUUGUUAUCAUGGAGAUAAACAUCAUUUAAGGCAUCGCUUUUAUAGAAUUACUACACCAGGAAGUGAGCGGGUUCUGUUAGAGUCUCGUAGAAAAUCUAAGAAGAUUACAGCUAGAGGGAUCUUUGCAGGUGCCAGAGUGGUACGAGGAGUGGACUGGCAGUGGGAAGAUCAGGACGGAGGAAAUGGCCGUAGAGGAAAGGUAACAGAAAUCCAGGACUGGAGUGCAUCGAGCCCGCAUAGUGCAGCGUAUGUUCUCUGGGAUAAUGGUGCUAAGAAUCUUUACAGAGUUGGCUUUGAGGGCAUGUCUGAUCUGAAGUGUGUCCAGGAUGCCAAAGGAGGUUCUUUCUACAGAGAUCACUGCCCUGUGCUAGGUGAGCAGAAUGGCAAUAGGAAUCCUGGUGGAUUGCAGAUUGGUGACCUGGUAAAUAUAGAUCUUGACCUAGAAAUUGUACAGUCUUUGCAGCAUGGUCAUGGAGGAUGGACUGACGGCAUGUUUGAGACUUUAACUACAACUGGAACUGUUUGUGGCAUUGAUGAAGACCAUGACAUUGUAGUACAGUAUCCAAGUGGCAAUAGGUGGACCUUCAAUCCUGCCGUUCUCACAAAAGCAAACAUUGUCCGAAGUGGGGAUGCUGCUCAGGGUGCAGAGGGAGGCACCUCCCAGUUUCAAGUGGGUGAUCUCGUACAAGUGUGUUACGAUCUGGAAAGAAUUAAACUUCUACAGCGAGGACAUGGAGAAUGGGCUGAAGCUAUGCUCCCAACUUUAGGUAAAGUUGGCCGAGUACAACAGAUUUAUUCAGACAGUGAUUUAAAGGUAGAAGUUUGUGGAACAUCUUGGACGUAUAAUCCAGCAGCGGUUUCCAAGGUGGCAUCUGCAGGAUCAGCCAUUAGCAAUGCAUCUGGUGAAAGACUCUCCCAACUCUUGAAGAAAUUAUUUGAAACCCAAGAAUCUGGUGACCUCAAUGAAGAAUUAGUUAAGGCUGCUGCCAAUGGAGAUGUUGCUAAAGUGGAAGAUUUGCUAAAAAGACCAGAUGUGGAUGUAAAUGGACAGUGUGCUGGCCACACAGCAAUGCAAGCUGCUAGUCAGAAUGGACAUGUUGACAUUUUGAAGUUACUUUUGAAGCAAAAUGUGGAUGUAGAAGCAGAGGAUAAAGAUGGAGAUAGAGCCGUUCAUCACGCAGCCUUUGGAGAUGAAGGUGCUGUGAUAGAGGUCCUACACCGAGGCAGCGCUGACUUGAAUGCUCGCAACAAGCGCCGACAGACACCGCUUCAUAUUGCUGUCAAUAAAGGCCAUCUUCAAGUUGUGAAGACUUUAUUGGAUUUUGGCUGUCAUCCCAGUCUUCAGGAUUCUGAAGGUGAUACCCCUCUUCAUGAUGCAAUAAGUAAGAAACGUGAUGACAUCCUGGCAGUUCUUCUGGAAGCUGGAGCAGAUGUUACCAUUACAAACAACAAUGGAUUUAAUGCUCUACACCACGCUGCACUAAGAGGAAAUCCCAGUGCAAUGCGUGUUUUACUGUCUAAAUUACCAAGACCAUGGAUUGUGGAUGAGAAGAAAGAUGAUGGUUAUACUGCCUUGCAUCUGGCUGCCCUUAAUAAUCAUGUAGAAGUGGCUGAACUGUUGGUACAUCAGGGUAAUGCAAACCUGGAUAUCCAGAAUGUGAACCAACAAACUGCCCUCCACCUUGCUGUGGAACGACAGCACACCCAGAUCGUGAGGCUUUUGGUCCGUGCAGGUGCCAAAUUAGAUAUUCAGGAUAAGGAUGGGGAUACUCCUUUGCAUGAAGCUCUGAGGCAUCACACCUUGUCUCAGCUACGUCAACUUCAAGAUAUGCAAGAUGUGGGGAAGGUUGAUGCUGCCUGGGAGCCAUCCAAAAACACAUUAAUAAUGGGACUUGGUACCCAGGGAGCGGAGAAGAAGAGUGCAGCAUCUAUUGCGUGUUUCUUGGCUGCUAAUGGUGCUGACCUUAGCAUUCGAAAUAAGAAGGGUCAAUCUCCACUUGAUCUCUGUCCUGAUCCAAGUCUCUGCAAAGCACUGGCAAAGUGUCAUAAAGAAAAAGUCAGUGGUCAGGUGGGUUCUCGAAGUCCUUCUAUGAUUAGUAAUGAUUCUGAGACCUUGGAAGAGUGUAUGGUGUGCUCAGAUAUGAAGAGAGAUACUCUUUUUGGCCCAUGUGGACAUAUUGCCACCUGUUCUUUAUGUUCUCCACGAGUCAAGAAAUGUCUCAUCUGUAAAGAACAAGUUCAGUCCAGGACAAAGAUUGAAGAAUGUGUGGUAUGCUCUGACAAGAAAGCAGCUGUUCUUUUUCAACCAUGUGGACACAUGUGUGCUUGUGAGAACUGUGCUAAUCUGAUGAAAAAGUGUGUGCAGUGUCGGGCAGUAGUUGAACGAAGAGUGCCUUUCAUUAUGUGCUGUGGAGGGAAAAGUUCAGAAGAUGCCACUGAUGAUAUCUCAAGUGGAAAUAUUCCAGUGUUACAAAAAGACAAGGAUAAUACCAAUGUCAAUGCAGAUGUACAAAAGUUGCAGCAGCAGUUACAGGACAUUAAGGAGCAGACAAUGUGCCCUGUGUGUUUGGAUCGUCUGAAGAAUAUGAUAUUCCUCUGUGGCCAUGGAACGUGCCAGCUCUGCGGUGACCGAAUGAGCGAAUGUCCUAUUUGUCGCAAGGCCAUUGAACGAAGGAUUCUUUUGUAUUAACUAAGAAACUCAGUGUGUUUUGUUAGCUAAAGCGUUUGGUCAUGAGAUCUUAGUAAGCUUUGAAGCUAGUCGGAGGUUCUAAUGAAUUUUUAAUAUCAUAGUUUCUUUGCUAGAGUAUAAUUAGACUGUAAAUGUACCAGAAUUGAAAAACUCUACAAAACAGCAUUUGAAGCUGUGGAUUUUUCUUUUUUUCUUCUUUAAUGUGAGACAUCAAAUCUAUGUAAUUCAUCGGUGAUUUACUUUUAUCUUCUAAGAGGGAAAAAUCCUUUAAGGAUCUCCUGUUAUUUUUGUCUUUAUUAUAGUUUUAAAUUUGUUAGACCUCCAAAGAUACACUUCCUUAGGAUCAGCUCUCCUUUAGUCUAUCAUGAUUUUGCAGUGCGCUGACGCAGGUCCUCAGAAAAGUCGUGCUUCACCUGGAAGGGGCAGGUCAAACCAUCAUGUCACAUAUAUUCAGUAAUUAAAUUAUAAUACAAGUUCUACAUCAUUAAGGGAGUAUUAAAGAGAGGGUUCCCUUUUUAAGAUAACAUGAAGUUAUUUAAAUGAUUGUUUCUGAAUUCUUAGAGUAAAUAGAAGCAUAGGAUGACUUUACAUUUAGCCCAUUUUCUAGAUUUAAAAGGAAGAUUACUUAACUUAAAUCAAAUUGCCAGUUUCAAAAUAACUGAUAGACAUGACAAGGAAAAAUAAACAAUCAUAGUGGGGAACUGAAGGAGGGGAAAGUGUCCAAUAAAAGAGUACCUAUUAACUGACCAUUAACAGUUCCCUUUCUAAUAUUAAUUCAUACACUGUUUUGUUCAGCCAGCCUUUAAGACAACAUCUGUGAAAGUGUACCUCAGUUUUCACUGUGGUUGCUUAUCCAGGUCUAAUCUGACCGGUGAAAUGAUAUUGCCCUAUUUGGGCCUCUGAGGUUCCACUUAGCUUUUCUCAUGUACUGAAUAGUACCCCGUGAUCUGAGAAGGAUAGUGUAUGGUCCAAAGGCAGCAAUCCUUUCUUCUCCACACCUGUUAAUUCUGACAGUGUUACUGAUUCUACCUUCCUCGUAGCCUUGCUUCCACUCUCUCAAAUAGUAAGGCUUAACUGUAAAGAAGAGUCUCUCUUUAUACCUACAGAUGAGGAUGUUAUUUAAACUGCCAACAGUAUCUAAGACAUAGUAAAUAACCUAGUAAUAAAUGCUUACUUUAGAAAGAGUGACCAGGACAUUUACAGAAAUAUGUCUGGUUACCUGUAGAUUCUUUUUUUUUCUUACUCACAGUUGGACUCUAGAGCAUCUAAUCAUUCUGUCUCCUUUGAAUGGGUAAUCUUACAGUGUCUAGGAUCAAUAUACACGUAAAGAAAUGUUUUGGGGUUCAUUGCUGCUAGAUUAUAAAAAUAAUCAGCUGUUUACAAUAGUGUCUACUAUAUACUGUGUAUAAGCUUACUCCUAAGGAUAGUUAUCUUUUUUGUAGUUUUUUUCCCCCUUUGAAUCUGGUUCUUGUUUCAGUUUUUCUGCUACAACAACUAAAUUUGAAAGUACAAAGUCUCUACUCUCCUAACAGGAGUUUCUGGCUGUUCACUGUUUACUGGCUGCUGCCCUUGCAAGUCCUGAUGAAAACAGUGGUGAAUUUUGCUGGCUGACUUUGUAGUCUCAGUAAUUUCAUGUCUAUGUUCAGCUGAGUAACGUCAUUUAGAACAGUAAAAUUUUUACAAAUUUUAAAUUUGAAAAUUUAUAUUGACUUUACUCAGUUGUCUAAUAAAGAGUCACUGAGGCUAUUUUUUAAGCCAUAUUUUGAAGUUAUAAAAAGAAAGAACAUCUGACUGAUGAUGUUCACAUAAAAAGACAAACACACUCUUCUUUCAGAUUUGAAAACAGUGUAAGUCAGGAUUUUCCUUUUCUUCCAGGCUGUAGGCCACCCAUCUCUUUUCCACUAGAUCACCUGGUAAGGAAGGAGCACCUGGCUGACUCAUGUGUCAUCUGGGCAACCAGAGAAUUAUAUGGUCUAGAGCUCUACUGUACUUAAAUCCUUUUUAUUUGUCUUCUGAGCUGUAGUGCUAAAACUUAUGUCCCUAAUAGGCAGUUUCACCUUCCAGACUAGUUUGUUUCCUCCAUAUUAAAAAUAUACUAACUUAUAAACUAUGAAAACGUCAUAAAGUCACUAUAAUUAUAGUGCUAUGUACUUGUGGAUUUUCUGUAUUUGUACCACUUUGAAAUUUGUUUAAUGAAUAAAAAAUGUUUCUCUAUUGAUAUUUUCAAGCACCUGAAAAAUUAUUUUGAAUUUAUUUUGGGUUUGUGAGAGAGAAUAAGAUUAAGAACGUACUUGUUUGGAACUCUCCUCUAACUCUGUGAAACUGCUACCUCUGUGUCUCUCAGCAGUAUUUUCCCAAUUAGGUAUAUUUCCUUCUCAUUACCAUUUCUUUAAUGAUGCCUCAAAAGAGCUUUUACUUUUUGUAGAAUCAUUUAAGAAGACAAAACUAACAUGUAUUUGUUCAAAAACGUUAUUUAUGGGGCUUCAGGGGCUAGAUACACAACAUCGAAAAAAAUGGUCAGCAUCUUAGCACAUACAGAAUUGAUCAUGCAGCCAUUGUAUAUUUGACGUAAUUUCUAGUCAAAAAGAAGGAAUUCAAAGGUACUGAUACAUUUCUUCCUACUAUUUCAGAAUAGUUGUCAUUAAGUAGUAUUUGAAUUCCCUCUCUGUGCUUCUCACUCCUACCACAUUUUCUCCUUUAUUCUUCUAAGAUUGCUAGUUUUGUUACCCAAAACGUAUACACAACUUACCAGAUGGUGCUAUUCUAAUCGUUUUUCUUCACAUAAUUUAACAUUCUUACUGCUUAUACUAUAUACAUGUUUUUGUUGGGAGCAAGAAAGUUUUUUAAGAGAAGAUCAUUUGGUAUUAGUAUAGGAAUAUUAUAUUAGACAAGUCUUCAGUUUAGCUGGCUGAAUUAUGCUUGGUUAUUUGUAAAUUUAAACGUUGCAAAUUGACCAGCUAGCUACUGAGGCAUAAAAUUAAUUGAUAAUGUUGAAAAUAACUUUCUUAAAUUUAUAUCUUUGGUGGCUUUAGCUUGUGAGAACAUUUUUGCAUAUGAAGUGCAUGCUGCUUAAGAUUUGUCCAAUUCAGAUCUCAAGGCUGCGCCAUUUUUAUGUAGGAGACAUACACAGCCUACUUAUGUGUUGCCCAAUUGCUGUUCUUUGUUUAUGAACUUUGGACCCUUUUGGACUGGGAAUUAGUUAAACUUAUGAACUAAGAGAAUAGUGAUGGAGUAGGAUAGGGAAAAUAGUGGGGGGUUGCAGCAAGUAGGAAAGAAAAGUCAGUGUUUGAGUUUAGAGGGAAAAAGGGGAUUGUGUAGAUUUCAUCAGAGCAUUAAGUGGAGAUUAUAUUUAAUUGAACAAUAAAAAGGCUCUUUCAGCCCAUUUUUAGUCUACUUUAAUUGACAGUUGCUUUCUAAAUUACAGAUUUUUAAUGCGGCUUUCUUAAAAAAAAAUCCAAAAAGAAAAGCACUUAUCUUCUCAGAGUGUCUGAAAUAUUUUACAGUAAUAAUUUGUGUAAAAGUUGAAUUUUGGAAUAGAAUUUCUUGUGAUAAAAACACAUAACAUGAAUUUUACCAUUUUAACCACCGUUUUUAAGUGUCCACUUCAGUAGUGUUAAAGUAUAUUCACGUUGUUGUAAAACAGGUCUCCAGAAGUUUCUUAUCUUGCAAACUUAUAACUGUAUACCCAUUAAACAACUACUCCCUUUUCCUGCUUCCCCCAAUGGAAUAGAAUUUUGAUUAAAUAUAAAUCAAGAAACACCUAAAUUAUCUUAAUAGUUUGUGUUUGCAAGAUCUAAAGUCAUGGUAAACAUCAAGUUCCUAAAAUUCAGGGGGAUGACAGAGUUUCUUCCCACUUUCCCAAUUAUCGUUGAUCAUAAUUGAGUAGGUUUUAAAUAUCUGUUAAUUGGAAGGGUUUGUUGUUUUUUGAGCCACAAGGGAGAAACACAUUUUAAAUAACAGAAUUAGGUUAGCUUUGAAUUUGUACUAAAUUGGGAAGGUAAUCGAUUUUCACAAAUUAUGUGUGCCUUGUUGUUGAAAAUGUCAGUUAUCUUUAAGUCUACUUGUAACUGUUUCAAAAUAUUUUUUCUCAAAAACACAGCCUAGUUUUAUUUGCUUGAAUAUUAUGAUAGGAAUGCUUACUGAUAUUACUUGAUAAUCAUAUAUGGCCUUGGAACUUUAACAUAUAUGUAAACAACUAUAACAGUAUGAAUAACUACAGUUGUACGCCCUUAAAACAUUAAAUUUGAGGAAAAACUA